AUGCAUGAGUUCGCAGUUAUUUUUGCCGCUAUGGGAGUGAACAUGGCAACGGCCAGGCUUUUCAAACAAGAGUUCGAAGAACGAGGAGACAUGCAAAAUGUGUGCAUGUAUCUGAACACGGCUAGUGAUCCUAUUAUUGAAAGAGUACUAACACCGCGAAUGGCACUGACUGCAGCUGAGUUCCUGGCUUAUCAAUGUGGACGACAUGUGGUGGUUGUUAUGACAGAUAUGACAGCGUACGCUGAAGCACUCCGCGUGGUAUGA
Haemonchus placei is the source of this 264-nucleotide messenger RNA. NCBI's taxonomy places the organism in Eukaryota, Metazoa, Nematoda, Chromadorea, Rhabditida, Trichostrongylidae. The record is from the annotation of a GenBank genome assembly.